Gossypium raimondii (Peruvian cotton) is the source of this 2092-nucleotide messenger RNA. RefSeq names its product beta-amylase 1, chloroplastic. The record is from RefSeq and is a predicted model, not a curated record. NCBI's taxonomy places the organism in Eukaryota, Viridiplantae, Streptophyta, Magnoliopsida, Malvales, Malvaceae. Gene Ontology annotation, biological process: polysaccharide catabolic process. Gene Ontology annotation, molecular function: beta-amylase activity.
CUUCAAGCCUCAGCUCACAUUCAAAGUGGGAAACUUCCCCAACUCAAUAAAUUUACGCAAAACAAAAAGGAAAGAAAAGGGUGUACGAUUCAUUUCCUGUUUUCUUCUCAUCUCUGACAGGUAAUCGGAAAAGGCGAACAGUUCGAAUAAAUAGAAAAUGGCGUUGAAUUUGGCGCAUCAGAUUGGUUCUCUAGCCGGGACACAAAUUGCAGCUGAAGUCACCACCGGAGAACAAUCAUCCUCAGCGACGGCUAAUGUGUCGGGAGUUCGGAAAGUUCCAUUGGCGAAUCUCCGAUGCAACGCCCCAGGAGAAGCUCUGUCCCCUCCAAUAUUAACUCCACCGUUGACGCCGCGAAGCGCGGAAAACAGGCCGGCUAUGAUGAGUCCGUCUCUGUCCGCCGCUUGCCAGGCUUUCGGGACGUUAUCACCGCUGGAGACGGCUGAGGAGUCAUCGGCGUCUGUGGCGUGGAAGGAGGGAGGGAAGAAAGAGGAGAAGAAAGGGGUUCCGGUUUACGUGAUGAUGCCGUUGGAUAGCGUGACGAACGGGAAUACGGUGAAUAGAAAGAAGGCGAUGAAUGCGAGUCUCCACGCGCUGAAAAGCGCGGGAGUGGAGGGGAUAAUGAUUGACGUUUGGUGGGGGCUGGUGGAGAGGGAAGCGCCGGGUGCUUAUAAUUGGGGUGGCUACGCCGAGCUUCUCGAGAUGGCUAAGAAGCAUGGCCUUAAAGUCCAGGCUGUCAUGUCAUUCCAUCAGUGUGGCGGCAACGUCGGUGACUCUUGCACUAUUCCUUUGCCCAAGUGGGUUACAGGGGAGAUCGAGAAGGACCCAGACCUCGCAUACACUGAUCAAUGGGGAAGAAGGAACUACGAAUACCUUUCACUUGGUUGCGAUACCCUUCCUGUCUUGAAAGGCCGUACGCCUGUUCAGUGUUACGCUGAUUUCAUGCGUGCCUUUAGGGACAAUUUCAAACACCUCCUUGGUGAUACCAUUGUGGAAAUCCAAGUCGGAAUGGGUCCGGCAGGUGAGCUUCGGUACCCUUCGUACCCGGAGGCGAAUGGGACAUGGAAGUUCCCUGGAAUUGGAGCCUUCCAAUGUUAUGAUAAGUAUAUGCUUAGCAGCCUAAAAGCAGCGGCUGAAGCGGCGGGUAAGCCAGAAUGGGGUAGCACUGGCCCAACUGAUGCUGGUCACUACAACAAUUGGCCAGAAGAUACGCCUUUUUUCAAGAAAGAAGGUGGUGGUUGGAAUACUCCAUAUGGUGAAUUCUUCCUUACCUGGUACUCUCAGAUGCUGUUAGAACACGCGAGAAUUCUAUCGUCCGCAACAUCGAUUUUUGACGGUGCAGGUGUGAAGAUCUCUGUGAAAGUUGCGGGAAUCCACUGGCAUUACGGAACCCGAUCCCAUGCUCCUGAACUCACAGCUGGGUACUAUAACACAAGGUUCCGAGAUGGUUACCUCCCGAUCGCACAAAUGCUAGCACGUCAUGGUGCCGUUUUCAACUUCACUUGCAUAGAGAUGCGGGAUCAUGAGCAGCCCCAAGAUGCCUUGUGUGCACCUGAGAAGCUAGUGAAGCAAGUUGCUUUAGCAACAGGAGCAGCACAUGUUCCACUUGCCGGGGAGAAUGCACUUCCCCGUUAUGAUGAAUACGCCCACGAGCAGAUCUUACGAGCUUCAUCGUUGAAUGUCGAUGGCUCAGCAGUUGAUAGAGAGAUGUGUGCAUUUACGUACUUGAGGAUGAACCCAUCGCUCUUUCAUCCGGACAAUUGGAGACGGUUUGUUGCAUUCGUGAAGAAGAUGAAUGAGGGAAAAGGGGCUCGUCGGUGUUGGGAAGAGGUGGAGCGGGAAGCCGAACAAUUCGUGCAUGUCACGCAGCCUUUCAUUCAGGAGGCCGCCGUUGCCCUUAUGCAUUAGCGUAGCUUAGUAAAGAGUUUGUAUUAAUAACAGUUCCUCAAGGAUUCUGAAAUGAUAUAGUUUUUCCUUUCACAUUUUUUUCCUAUGCAGUGGCUAGGGAAAAAAUGCAUGUUGUAUAAUUUGGUAUUCGAUUUAGUUCCAACUCUUUCCAAUUUUAAGCAAGGAUGAUAUACAUUAGAUUAUUUA